Molecule: messenger RNA, 1525 nt
Organism: Oncorhynchus gorbuscha (pink salmon)
Lineage: Eukaryota; Metazoa; Chordata; Actinopteri; Salmoniformes; Salmonidae
Product: WAS/WASL-interacting protein family member 1-like
Exons: 7
Molecular function (GO): actin binding
Source: RefSeq, a predicted model, not a curated record
UGGUUAUGUGUAUAGCAUCUGUAAGCCUACUGUUUGUGUGGAUAUUUAGGAAGUAUUUAAUGGAUUGUGUGUAUUCUCUCCAUCAGGGGUGAAGCUGUAGAAGAAUAACUGAAGAGAGAGAGAUAAGAUGCCUCCUCCCCCGCCACCCCCUGCCCCUCCCCCACCCCCAACCUUCGCUGUGGCAAAUACACAGAAGCCAUCACUCAGCAAGAAUGAAGCACAAGGAAGAAACGCCUUACUGUCUGAUAUCGGAAAAGGUGCUCGCCUGAAGAAGGCCGUGACCAAUGACAGGAGUCAACCCAUCAUUGACAAACCCAAAGGUGGAGGAGGAGGUGGAGGAACCCCCAUGGUACCUCCAGGAGGCCGUUCCUCAGGCCCCAGACCGUUUGGUGGUGGGGGCCCCUCCGCUGGCCCUCCACGGUUCUCAGGGGCCCCAGCCUUUCCCCGGAGCAGCGCCCCCGACCUCCCCAGGGGACGGGCAGGCCCCCCGCGACCAGAGACCCCUGGUGGACCCCCUCCCCCAAUCCCCAACACCCCACGGCCCAACCAGAACUUCCAGAGUCGAGGGACCCCGCCUGUUCCAGGAGGAGCCCGGAUACCCAGCUCAGCCCCGGCACCUCCACCACCCAACCUUGCAGGCAGACACCAAGGCUUGCCCCCUCCCCCUGGCCCUAUAGGGGCCCCGUCUGGGCCAAAACCCUCCUUUGGGGCCCCUCCGGUUCCCAGUAGUGGACGUCCCCCUCUACCCCCAGCCCCCCACCCUGGCAGACCCUCAGAGGACCCCUGGUCCCCACCCCCACCCCCACCCCUGGGGGGCCACCGGUCCUCCAUAUCCAGAGAUGGACCACCGCCACCAUCUUUCAACUCCAAGCCCCCCAGCUUGUCUUCCUCUCGGCCCUCCAUCGGCGGUGGUGGAGCUCCCCCUCUCCCUCCUGGCAGACCGGGCCCUCCACUGCUGCCCCCAACGCCUGCGGGAGGAGACGAACACACCCCCAGACUACCACAGAGGAACAUUUCACUCAACUCGCCGGCGCCGCCACCUGGCCGGUCAGGACCACUGCCACCCCCUCCCAGUGAGAGGCCGCCCCCUCUGGGUAAAAACCCCCCAGGACGGACGGGCCCGCUCCCUCCCCCUCCCUCCUCAGGUCCACGUGGAGGCAGUAUAAGGUCAUCUCCAGUCCCCUCACCUCCUAACCGGCCGGGAGCAGAGCCGCCCCGUGGGGGACAACGGCCCCCGCUCCCACCAGACCGACCGGGAAUAGGAGGCCCUCCUCCCCCACCUCCUCCCAUGGGCAACGGCUUCCAGAACUCCCAUCACCAACACAUUGAUGAGUGGGAGGCCAGGUUCCAGUUCCACCCUGUCUCAGACCUCCCUGUCCCAGAGCCUUACGUGUCCUGUCAGAAGACAUACCCCAGCAAGUUGUCCAAGACUGACGGCAGAGGUUCCGAUAAAAAGUCCAGGGGUGCCCCCCACUACCCCCUAUCCCCAGGUGAAGCGGUCGUUUUGGGAUGUUUCCCCUUCCUC